Pipra filicauda (Wire-tailed manakin) is the source of this 1601-nucleotide messenger RNA. RefSeq names its product translation initiation factor IF-2-like. Bases 1 to 1338 code for a protein of 445 amino acids. Lineage: Eukaryota; Metazoa; Chordata; Aves; Passeriformes; Pipridae. The record is from RefSeq and is a predicted model, not a curated record. The transcript has 5 exons.
AUGGGUCCCAACAUCGCUGCAACAUAUUGUCAAAUAGGGAGAUUGUGGCGCACCACGUUGACGGGACCCAAGCUAUGCCAAAGCUACCCGUGGCCCAGCAAGGAGCUGGGAGCUGCCGCUGACCCCCAUCUCAAGGCCUACAGACCCGAGACACCACGGGGAGCCGCAACCCCGGGCGGCGGCCACGCACCCACAGCCCACAGGGCCGUGCACGAAGCACCGCACACCCUGCUCAGUCAGGGGCCCCCGGGGCGACACGUGUUGGACCAGAACCGGCCCAAGCGAGCAGCGCUCCCCGCACGGCGACAGGCGGGACCGAGGGUACUGCCGCCCGCCGGCUUUGCUACACCAAGGCGGUGGACGGCAGUCCCCGACCUCGCCAGGUACCGGCACCCCCGCGACAGCGACCCCCACCCCACCACGACGACCCCCGCACAUCCGGGGCAGCGGCGGGGCGGAGCGGGGCCGAGCGGGGCGGUCACCGCCCCUUCCCUGGUCCCGCCUCCCCGCGCCGCCGCCGCCGCUGCCGCCGGUGAUGGAGACGCGGCGCUGAGCGGGUCGGGCGGCAGCGGUGGUGCGCGGGAGAGCGGGCGGGGGCGCCGCCGUCGGCGGCAGCAGCGGGAGCGGCGGAGCGCGGGGCAUGCGGGGCGGGCGCCGCCGGGGGGCUGCAGCUGCGGGCUCCGAGGCGCCGAGGGAGGCGGCGGCAGCGGCUCCUCCGCGGGGCUCCGUGUGACCGCGCCGCUGCGCCCGGAGCGCGGCUCCCGGCAGCCGCAGGAAGAGGGGGGCCGAGGCGGCGGCGGUGCGGCGCUGCUUCCCCGGCCGAGGGGCGAGGCGGCGAGCGGAGGCGCCGGCUCUCCCCGUGGCCGUAGCGGCCGCCGCCGGCAGCGCAGCGGCAGCGGCGGCCGCGCCUCAACUUGGUGCGAGGCAGCGGCCGCCGCGACGAGCGGGCGGAGCGCGGCUGGUCCCCGUCCCCGCCGCCGCCCGGAGGAUUUACCCCGCUGGACUCUGUUCCUCGGGCGCCCGGUGACAGGCGGGGUCGGCGGAGCCCUUCGCCUCUCCCCGACGCCCGCCCUGCAGCGACGGAGAGGAGGGCCGAGGACAGCCUUAAGACCUUGUGGUUGGAAGACCUCUUUUGCUUCUAUGUUUAUGUCGGAAUGUCCUAGGCCAGUCUGUUGCUCUAUGGUUCCUGCCACAGGUGCUCUACAGCAAUGGAUCGGGAUUUUGCCACCAGUGCUAGUGGACCAUCCAGAUGGCUGUAAACCUGCAGAGGAGGUUUGUAAAGAAUGUAUUGCAGAUAUAGAACGUGGUCUCUCAAACUGGAUUAAAACAACCUGUUGAUAUUUUUAUUUAUACUUUUUUAUUUUUUGUAUUUGACUUAAAGUGCCAUGAAAAAAUUUGCAUAUUGCAAGGUGGUCCUUGCCACCUCUUUGGUUUGGGUCCUUCUGGACAUGUUUCUAUUGCUGUACUUCAGUGAAUGCAACAAAUGUGAUGAGAAAAAAGAACGAGGCCUGCCUGCUGGAGAUGUUCCAGAACCCGUACAAAAACCACAUGAAGGACCUGGAGAGAUGGGGAAGCCUGUGGUCAUUCCUAAAGAGGAGCAA